This is a messenger RNA of Aspergillus alliaceus, 851 nucleotides long. RefSeq names its product acyl carrier protein (gene acpA). Gene Ontology annotation, molecular function: acyl carrier activity; acyl binding. Gene Ontology annotation, cellular component: mitochondrion. Bases 133 to 537 code for a protein of 134 amino acids. Lineage: Eukaryota; Fungi; Ascomycota; Eurotiomycetes; Eurotiales; Aspergillaceae. Gene Ontology annotation, biological process: fatty acid biosynthetic process. The record is from RefSeq and is a predicted model, not a curated record. The transcript is spliced from 6 exons.
AUCUUUCCUUUCUCUUGCUAUCCUCGACCUUACUUUACUCCUUCCACCCCCCUCUCUUCACCCCCCCCACUUCCUUCUCUUCUUCGAAUCUCAGGCAACUGCGCCUUUUGAUAUCUCCCUUCAACCCUGACGAUGUUCCGUUCUGCUAUUGUCCGCUCUUUGAGGGCUCCCAUGCCUCGUGCCGUCAGGGCCCCGGUUACCUCCCAGAUCCGCAGCGCUCCUGCCGCUCAAUUCGCCUCUCGCUUUGCCUACCAGGGUAUCCGUCUCUACUCCGCCCCUGCCGGUCUUAACAAGGAGGAAGCCGAGGGUCGGAUAGUCAACCUCUUGAAGAAUUUUGACAAGGUUUCCGACGCCAGCAAGAUCAACGGCUCUUCUCACUUCGCAAACGACCUUGGACUUGAUAGCUUGGAUACCGUUGAGGUUGUGAUGGCCAUUGAGGAGGAGUUCAGCAUUGAGAUCCCCGACAAGGAUGCCGAUGCCAUCCACAGUGUUGACAAGGCUGUUGAGUACAUCCUCAGCCAGCCCGAUGCCCACUAAAUAUGUAAUACGAAGAUCUGAAUGAUUUUGCGGAUUUGAUAGAAAGGAAGGGGAUGGGGGCUUGCAUCUACAUGGGGUCUCAGCGUGGUCACGCUACAUGUAUGUUGAUACAUGCCGGUUCUUUUUCACCCUACUAUAUCGUGUAUAUCAUCUUGAAUGCAGUUUGAUUGAUCUUUUUUUGUGUGUGUGUGUGAUUGGAAGUAAGAGGUUUUGGUCAUGCGCCGAUAUAGGUUGAGGUCUUCCUCUUGAUAUCCGACUGGCUGUAGUAGUACGUAAGAUGGGAGUGAUCUACGACCGUGGAAUGCAUUGAAAUU